AUGUCUGCACUUGCAAAUUCUAUACCCGUUGCAGCGUCAUCAGCUUCUGUCGUCACAGAUUCUGAGUCUGCGUACUUUGCUGAUGCCAGAUCUCACUUAAGUGAGUCAACCUCUCAAAUUUCUUCAGAUGAUGCACCAGUGAAAAACAAUGCUGCGCCUGUCGAAGAUGACGAUGAAGAACGUGAUAAAGAUGGCAUCUCACCUCAGGCAACAAUCACUGAUGUGGCUGAUUCGCAGGAUCCUGAAUCAACCACACAACCUGAGGUUGACACUACCGUAACCCAUAGUGAGGAGAGAGCGACUUUUCAGACCACCGCCUAUGAAAACAACGACCAAUUGGCUCAUAAUGUUCAACCUCAACCCACUGAGGAACCUAAAAGAGCUUUUGUAAGUUCGACCCCACCCAAGAAACGUGGAUAUCAACGAGAAGAAAGCGAGUGCCAUGAGUAUUAUUUCUCCAUAUACUGCUGCGAUCUGGAUCUUAGCUCGGGAAAUAUUUUUACAACUUGCCUUAGCUGUUGCAUGUCAUCGAUCCUUGGUCUUUGUACCACAGCGGCUACAAAGCUUUAA
Messenger RNA from Ogataea angusta, 570 nucleotides. RefSeq lists its product as uncharacterized. The transcript has a single exon. Lineage: Eukaryota; Fungi; Ascomycota; Pichiomycetes; Pichiales; Pichiaceae. Bases 1 to 570 code for a protein of 189 amino acids. The record is from RefSeq and is a predicted model, not a curated record.